GCCGGACCUGAAGCGAUGGAGAGCGCCGCUGCCGCCGCUGGCGGUGCUGACCGCUUAGCCUGGCCGGGAAGCUGAGCUCCAGAAGCGGCGCCUCCCCCCAACCCGUCUUCGGCCCAACUCGGAUGCGGCUCCGGGUGACCGACGACGCCGGAGCCUCGAGCGCCUCCGGCCGCCUCCUCCAGGAUGAGCAGCGGCGGCAGCGGCAGCGGCAGCGGCGGCGGCGGGACCGGCCCGGGCGGCAGCAGCAGCAGCAGCGGCGAAGUGGUUUGCUCCGGCUGGCUCCGCAAAUCGCCUCCGGAGAAGAAGUUAAGGAGAUACGCCUGGAAGAAACGGUGGUUUAUCCUUCGCAGUGGCCGGAUGAGUGGCGACCCCGAUGUCCUGGAGUACUACAAAAACAAUCACUCUAAGAAGCCCCUGCGUGUGAUCAACCUCAACUUCUGUGAACAGGUGGACGCCGGUUUGACCUUCAACAAGAAGGAGCUGCAGGACAGUUUCGUCUUUGACAUCAAAACCAGCGAGAGGACCUUCUACCUGGUGGCAGAAACGGAAGAGGAAAUGAACAAAUGGGUGCGGAACAUUUGUCAAAUCUGCGGGUUUAACCAGUCGGAAGAUCACCUGGAUUCCUUACGAAACGUCCCUCUGGUGAGUCACGGUCCUCGCUCAUCUCCGGCCGAGUUCAGCAGCUCCAACCAACGGUUGCUGCGGGAGCGAAAAACGUCCGCUCCUUCGCACUCCAGUCAACCCACCCUCUUCACGUUUGAGUCGCCUUCCAAUCACAUCCGGAGCACCCUUUCCACCAGCGCUCCUCAGGACUAUCUCUUUCUACACCAGUGCAUGAGCCAGAAAUCAGAAAAUACAAGGAGCGCCAGCUUCUCUCAAGCCACCCGGUUCUUCAUGAGGAGCGACCCGUCGGUUCAGAAACUGUCUCAGGAGAACGGGCAUUGCGUCAACGGGCUGGGCGGGCAGCUCCACGGUUUCUACAGCUUGCCCAAACCCAACCGGCACAACUCGGAGCUCCGGGACAGCGCUUACGACUUGCCCCGAAGCUUCGGCUGCUAUGCCCACACCAAAUCCAGCCUCACCGGCUCCGAGACGUCGGAUAGUGAGGAGGUCUACACUUUCAAGACCCCCAACAGCACCCUUUGCAAAGACUUCGGAGAACUGUCCGCUGAUUCCUAUGACGUGCCGGGCACCCCUCUGUCCAUCUACCAGAUCCCGAGGACCUUCACGCUCGACAAAAACCACAAUGCCUUGGCAGUGGCAGCUUCGAGUGACGUGGUGGCGACGCCUCCCCCGAGACCUCCCAAGCCGGGGCAGGCGGAAUCCCGCUGGGGCAGCCCCCAGCAGCGCCUGAUGGACAGUGAAGGCCUCAGCAUGAGUCCAAUAGUCACCACCAUUCCCCGAAGGAACACCCUGCCGGCAGUGGAGAACUGCAGGUUACACCGAGCUUCUUCCUGUGAAACCUACGAGCAUCCUCAGCCCAGCGUCAGUGGAGUCAGUAGCACGGGGCUAUCAGCCGAGUCGGCAAAUGUCGGAGCCAGUUCGUAUCUGCAGAACAAGACUGUGGUGGCUCGCUCCCAUAGCACGGACUCCGAAGACAACUACGUCCCCAUGAACCCAGGUUCUUCCCUCCUGCAGAACACGGAGCGCUCCAAUGACAACGGCUCCCAGCACCUCUACAUCCCCAUGAGCCCCGGGCCCCAUCACCUGGACAGGGUGGCCCACUCCUCCGCCACCUUCCCAGCGCAGAAAGGCAGCGGCUCUCAUCCCUUGAGGCGGAUGAGUGAAAUCCAGCCCCCACCCAUCAACCGCAACCUUAAGCCAGAUCGGAAAGCAAAACCAACCCCACUUGACCUCAGAGGCAAUUCAGUCAUCGAUGAGCUGCCCUUUAAAUCGCCAGUCACAAAAUCAUGGUCUAGACCCGGCCAGACCUUCAACUCCAACUUUUCUCAAUAUUGUCGUCCCACCUCAACCCAGAGCAUAACCAGCACCGACUCAGGAGAUAGCGAAGAAAAUUAUGUGGCCAUGCAAAACCCGGUUUCUGCAUCUCCCAUUCCAAGUGGGAAAAGUAGCCCGGCCCAAAAGAAGAGCACCACAAGCGUCGAUUACCUGGCUUUGGACUUUCAGCCAAGCUCACCUGGGCCCCACCGAAAGCCCUCUACGUCGUCCAUUGCUUCUGACGAGAAAGUCGAUUACGUGCAGGUGGACAAAGAGAAGACGCAAGCUUUGCAGAGCACGAUGCAGGAAUGGACCGACGUCCGGCAGUCUUCUGAACCCAACAAGACAGUGAAGCAGUAGCCAAGAGGAGACACGGUGGAGAAACCAUGGAGGCUUCUAAGAAUCUAGGAGAGACGAUCCAUUUGUCUCUCGGGCUGAACCUUCUCUUGGUCAUUCUGCGGAGGCCGUUCCAGAAAACAAGAACAGAAGAAGAACAUUUGGCUGAAAACUUGCAAAGCCAUUUUUCAGUGAUGAGGUUAGCUGCUGGCUCUGUUCUGAGGAAUUAGUGAACCGACACUGGCUUCUCGUCCACCUGCCGGUAUCCAAACCUUCCUCGAUCCACUGUCAACCUGCAGAUCUCUAUUUUUGCAUCCAACACCUGCCCUUUGCCAGUUUCCUGCCGUCGGUCGGAACUUUCAGCCUGAUUUUGGCCUCCUGGUUCUGCCUUUUAGAGAUGAUGAUGAUGAUAAUAAUAAUAAUAACAAUAACAACAACAAUAAUAAUAGUAAUAAUAAUAAUAACGGCCAGCUACUCAUCCUAAGUGGGUUUGAUUUUCAGCCGUCUCUUUACGGAGCUGUCUUAGCUGUAUCACUUCACAAAAGAGCGAAGAAAUCUCCAAGCAAUGCCUUUAUUUUCGCUCUUUAUGUAAACCGCCAACAUGCGAAUUCCUUAAACUACGCCAUGGUCCUUGAGAGGACGAGCAUGUCAAGAAACAAUCGCUGUUCACCGGUAUAAAUCAGCUUUUGAAAUGCAUUACUCUCAAGCUGAAAAUAAUUCCUCGUCCGCCAUCCUUCCCCCUCAACAAGAAAAAAAAAAAAUCCUUCCUAAUUCUUUCUGGGGAAUUUUAAGAAUGGGAUCCUCUCUGGAUGUUUUUUGCAAUAGUUUCCUCUUUGUGGAAUAUAUGAUUAUCGGUGUCCGAGAUCUUACAAUAGUUGAAUCUGUGUUGGGCCGUAUUUGGUACCUGGUGUGUGGUGUGUAG
Messenger RNA from Pseudonaja textilis, 3196 nucleotides. It is a transcript of the gene GAB2, whose product is annotated as GRB2 associated binding protein 2. The record is from RefSeq and is a predicted model, not a curated record. Gene Ontology annotation, molecular function: transmembrane receptor protein tyrosine kinase adaptor activity. Gene Ontology annotation, biological process: signal transduction. Lineage: Eukaryota; Metazoa; Chordata; Lepidosauria; Squamata; Elapidae. Gene Ontology annotation, cellular component: cytoplasm.